AGCACUCUUCCAACGAAGCAGAUGUCAAAACAUGGAGUGGGGUUGGGGCCUGCGGACGCUAUUUAUUCUUGUUUUAGUCGGAAACUUUGGUGUUAUUACAGCUAAAUUAUCAAGUCAUAGGCUAUGCUACGACAAAAAAUGCGAAGAGCCUGUGUCUCGGGGCAUGGUACUGAUGCGCUACACAGCCAGCGAGCCUGGCAUGCUCAGCGUCAAGCCCAACGACAAGGUGGUGGUGUACAGCUACCCGGCCGGUGAUAACCCCAGCCUGUACGGCGUCGAGGUGAACGGUCGGCGCGGCUAUGUACCAAAAAACUUUAUACGAGAGCUAAAAAUGGAGAGACGGCCAAAGAGGCUAGUAGAAGUCGAGCCAGUAAGACAGGGUAGAAGUAAAGAUGCGCGGCGGUCAAAGGGACCCGCCGAGCCGUUCUACCCGUAUAGUACCGAGUACCGGCAGAAUCAGCAGCUGCCCAGGCCGAGGGUGGUAGGCCUGGGUCAUGACUGGCAUCACAAGUACGUGAAAACCCUCCGCGAGCGGCAGCAGCAGCAGCAGCGUCUCCAGGAGGAGCAGGCUCGACAGCAGCAGCAGCAGCUUCAGGAAGAACCGGCCCGACAGCAGCAGCAGCAGCAGCAGCAGCAACAACAGCUUCAAGAGGAGCAGGCUCGACAGCAGCGUCUUCAGGAGGAACAGGCCCGGCAGCAGCAGCUUCAACAGGAGCAGGCUCGACGGCAAGAGGAAGAGCAGCAGAGACUGCGCUUCCAGGAAGAGCAAAAACUGCAACAACAGCAGCAGCUGCGAGACGAUGAGAUGAAACAACAGAAGCAGAACCCGGAGGUCGAUGAACAGCAGAAACAGUGGCAACAACAGCAACAGCAAGCGCAGGGACAGCAUCUUCACGCGCCGUCUGCCGCUGUGCCGGACCCGGGCGCGCGCCAGCCGCCGCCCGCUCAGGCCGGUGUGGACCCCGCGUCCUUCCAGCCGGCCGAUCAGCUGCUGGGGCAGCACCCACACCUCCAGCACGAUCACCCCCCGCCGCCGGCUGCAGCUCCCAGUCCGCGGCCGGCCGGGGCGGCCCUGGACGCCACCGGCGGACACCGCGGCCUGUUCGGAGCGGUGCCCGGCGCGGCGGCCUCCCAGCCGCCCCCGCCUCCGCCAGAGAUGCAGGUGACCCUGCCGGGGAUGGCCGAGGACCAAAAGACGCAGCCGACUGUGGGUGCGGUGGAUGCCCAGACAGCGCCGAUCUCAUCUGAGGAGGCCAGUAAACAAGCUGACCCGGCGGUGGCGGAUGGUGCCCAGGGGACAGGACCAGGAAGUGAGAAGCCGCUAGAAGCAACCGAGGCUUCCCCAGCUGACUCGACUGACAAUCAGGCCGGCCAGGAAGCGGAUAUUGAGGCGCCGGACGCUGAGCUCGAGGCAGAUGACGCUGACUAUCCCGGAGACAAUGAAACUGACGACGUAGAUGACGCCGAAGAGGGUUACGACGCGGCUGGUGGCGCCGACUCCGAGACUGAACCAGCACCGAACUCGGAGCGGACGGAUACUGCGGCGGCGGGGCAGAGCGUGGGCGUGGGAACGAUAGAGCAGGUGGGCGGGCCGAGACCAGGCUCAGCCGAGCCGGUGCCACCGCUGUUCGGUGGUGGACCCGCGGAACCGGCAGAACCGGUGGUGCCGGAGAGUGAGAAGGUGGCAGAGAGUGGCACGGAACAGCCGGAGCAGGCGGCUGAGGGCGGGUUCUGGUCCUCUCUGGGCGGCGUCGCGCCGGCGGCUCCUCAACCGGCGGAACCUGCCUUCGCGGAACCUAUCGCUGAGGAACCAGCUGCUGCGGAACCCGUCGCUACGGAACCCGCUGCCGACACAGCCGAGGCCGGCGGUGGUUUCUGGUCAUCUCUCAGUGGCACACCGGCCGCUCCAGAGCCCGCUGUCCCUGUGCCAGACCCGGCCGCUCCUGCUGCUGACGGAAAUGCCGUCUCUGAAGCUGGAUCAGACCCGUCCUCCGCCGCAGCCAGCGCCGGCGGUGCUGUAGACCCCGCCGCCGCCGACGCUGCCACUCCUGAGGCUGCAGCGGCUGAGCCGGCAGACCCGGCGGACCCGGCAGCUGCAGAGACAACGCCAGAGACGGCUGACGAGCAACCGUCGCCAGCUUCUCCCGAGAUACCGGAUCCCGCUGUGGCCGGGGAUUCGUCAGCGCUGCCGCCAGCGGUCGACGCCCCGCCGUCCGGCCACGACCCCCUCUCGGGUCUGUACAGCCCACCCCCCGCCGACGGGCCGGCACCCAGCGACCACUCCAGUUCGAGCGACUCUGCACCGACCGACCCGUCAGCGACCGGGUCGACUCCGACCGACCCCUACGCAGCCGACCUGGCCUCGAGCGACCCCGCCUCGACCGGCCCCGCCUCGAGCGACCCUGCCUCGAGCGACCCGGCCUCGAGCGAGUACGCGUCCUCAUACCCGCCUUCCACCAGCGGCAGCGUGGAAAGUCCCUAUGCCGAGCCGGAGCCGGACAGUGCCAACAGUCAGGCCCAGAGUGCCUACGGAGGGAGUGCCUACGGGGACAGUGCCUACGGGGAGAGUGCCUACAGUCAGUCGGAGCCCGAGGCGCCUGGACUGCUGGAGGAGGUGACGGCUACGCUGCUGCCGUCCAGCCUAUGGGGUCUGGUGGACAGCUACUCGGCCGGCCACGACUCGGACACUUGCGCCGGAGCCGGCGGCGGUGCCCGCGUCUCCGUGCUGCUCUCCACCAUCGGACUGGCGCUCACGGUGCUCCUCAUCGGGGUCCGAGCCGUGGCGCAAUUCCGGUGUGACUCCGAGCUGAAGCGGACCAUCAGCAAGCUGCACCAGCGGCUGACCGUGUAUAAGGAGGAGACGGACGCGCUCAAAUCCAAACUAGAUGCAACUAACAAACAGUUACUGGAGGGCGGCUCGGCGGCCACGCAGGCGGCCCUGCAGGCGGCUGCCGCCGACCAGCAGGCAGCUGAGGAGGAGCUCGAGGAGGCGCGACACCAGAUCAGCGAGCUCGGUAAACAGGUGGCCGGUCUGGAGCAGGAGCUGCAGGAGGCCCAGCAGCUGCUCGAGGAGCAGACGGCCGUCAUCAGCACCCAUCAGAGCGCAUCCAACAACCCCCAGCUGGACUCUAUGAUCGUCGAGACGGUGGGCAAGCUGGAGUCGGACCUCAAACAGCAGCGCAAGAAGCUGAUGGGCGAGAUCGAGAAGCUGAAGAAGGAUAAGAAGAAGCUGGCCGACGAGCUGUCCGUAUCGCGGCCGCUCAUCAAACAGCUCGAGGCCAAAGUCACAGAGCUGGGCAGCAGCAGCCGCGUCAGUGCCGAGGUCGAGGAGCAGCACCGCCAGACGGUGGAGGAACUCACUGAGCGAGCUGAGAAGGAGACUGAGCGGUGCGCGGCCAUCGCGGAGGAGAGGGACGCCGCUGCCGAGAAGCUGUCCGCCCUGGAGCCGCGUGUGACCGAGCUGGAGAGCGAGCGGGACUCUGCGCGCGACCAGGCCGACACGCUGACACAGGAGGUGGACGCGCUGAAGACCAUGCUGAAGACGGUCCAGGACGGCACUGACAACGGCUCCGAAGAGAAGAUCCAGGCGCUGCUGGAGGGUGGGAAGCUGAAGGCUCAGGUAGAAAAACUGACCAAAGAGCGCGCUAAGCUUAAGGAAAAAUGGAAGCAGGAACGAGAAAUGCUCAAAAAGGCUCAAGAGGCGGAGAAAACGCUGAGCUCGGAGCUGAGUCAGCUCUCGGAGCGCUGCGAGAAAGCCGAGGUCGACCGGUUCGAGGCCGAGUCCAAACUCGAACACCUCGAAAAGUACUUCCAGAAAAAGGAGCUCUCCUUCCAAGAGGAGAUGGGCGUGCUCAAGUCGCGGUUGACCCACUCAGAGGGAGACGCCUCCAGUAACCAGGGGCUGCUCGUGCAGUACGAGGAGCAGAUCGCCACCUAUCGCUCUCAGGUGGAGUCGCUCAAACAGGAGAUCCAGGAGACGGAGCGUUCGUUCCGGUCUCAGAUCCAGGCUCUGGAGAAGCGCGCCCACGAGAGCUGGGUGACGUGUCGCCAGGCCGAGCGGCGACUGGAGGAAGCCAACCGAGAGGCGCAGCAGUACAGGGCGCUGCUGACGAAGGCAGAAGAAGAGAAGAAUAAUUUAGUAAAUGGGCAAGCAAGUUUGCAGUCUUUCAACUCGAACGGCACGGGCGCGGUGUCCCCUGGCCCGGAGGUGGACCCGCUGGCUGACCCCCUGCUCUCGGCAGCGUUCCUGCCCCCUCCGCCCCCUCCCGGCCUGGACCCGUUCCUGGCGGCGCCUCCGCCGCCGCCGGCCGGCGCCGACCCCUCCUCGUUCCUGCCGCCGCCUCUGCCGCCGCUGUACGCCGCGCCCCUGCCGCCGCCCGACGGACGAUACGACGAGUUCGGACCGCGCUACGGACGCGACUCUCCUCUGUCGGAGCGCUCGCACCGCUCGGAGCGUGGCUACGUGUCGCCGCCGCUGGCCGGCCGCCGUCCGACAGGUAGAGACUGGUCGCCGCCGGCGGCCGGGCCGCGCCGCACCCUGUCGCGCUCCUCGUACAGCCCUGAUCGGCUGAGCGACGGACGUGGCCUGUCGCCCGAGCGGCGCCGGCCGCCUCUGCCGCGCUACGUCGGCGGUCACGACGAGUACCGAGGGCCGAAGACGUCCUCUCCUCUGGUACAAGACGACUACGGCCGGUCACACGACAAGCGGAAGCAGCCAUACGACAGGAUCUAAUAGCUCUCUCUCCGGCGGCCGCGCCGCCCCCGCCCUCCUGUACGGGUCUCCGCCGCCCCCGCCGCCGCCGCGGCCGCGGGGAGGGCGGCCGCCCACCAAAGCCCGGCGCAUGGACCGCCGGUAUAUCUGUUGAACAAGGACCCCCUCGGCCACCGCCGCCGUCCGCGCGGAGUGCCCCAUUAUGUGCAUUACGAGCUGUAGGCGCACCACCAGCCGCGCCCCCGAGAUCCGGGCACGGCCGGCGCCGCAGCCUGUUGUUGUGCUCCAUUGAGCAGACGAAAGCCUGUAUAUAGCCUUUAUUUAAAGCCGCCACAUUCCGCGCGCGGGCGCCGCCGCGCCGGCCGCGUCUCCCUGGCCCUGGCCACCGACCGGGCCCCGUGAUAUAUCGCUGUAGGCGGGCCGAGCUCCAGUGUAUGGCGGAAAUACGGACCGCCACGGAGUGACCGAAUCGUUAGUGAAGUGAACAGACGACUCCCGUACGAUAAAUACAAGGUUUGGGAACAUUU
Molecule: messenger RNA, 5238 nt
Organism: Amphibalanus amphitrite
Lineage: Eukaryota; Metazoa; Arthropoda; Thecostraca; Balanomorpha; Balanidae
Product: transport and Golgi organization protein 1-like
Exons: 17
Coding region: 32-4732 (1566 amino acids)
Biological process (GO): endoplasmic reticulum to Golgi vesicle-mediated transport; protein secretion; vesicle cargo loading
Cellular component (GO): endoplasmic reticulum membrane; endoplasmic reticulum exit site
Molecular function (GO): protein binding
Source: RefSeq, a predicted model, not a curated record